This is a messenger RNA of Mytilus trossulus (common blue mussel), 832 nucleotides long. RefSeq names its product esterase OVCA2-like. The coding region runs from base 113 to 817 and encodes 234 amino acids. Lineage: Eukaryota; Metazoa; Mollusca; Bivalvia; Mytilida; Mytilidae. Gene Ontology annotation, biological process: response to retinoic acid. Gene Ontology annotation, molecular function: hydrolase activity. The transcript is spliced from 8 exons. Gene Ontology annotation, cellular component: cytoplasm; nucleus. The record is from RefSeq and is a predicted model, not a curated record.
AACCAGGCGGUAACAGAUCAAACAUAAACUCGUGAACCAGUUAUCUGUUUAAGAAAGAACGACAAAACUUUAUCGUUUAUGAUUAGAUCUAAUUCUUAUCCAGCUCUGAAAGAUGUCAAAUGAACAGCCUUUGAAGAUUUUGUGCAUACAUGGUUACAGGCAAGAUGGUAAAGUUUUUAGGGAGAGGACUGGAGCUUUCAGAAAAAUAAUAAAGAAGCAUGCUGAUCUUGUUUUCAUCACAGCGCCAAACAGAGUACCUCCAUUAGAAACAGAUGGUGGGGCUGCUGACAGCACUGUAGAUACAGAUGCAAGAGGUUGGUGGUUUUCUAGGAGUGAAGACAAUUAUUACAAUCCUCUAGAUUACACAGAUAGUUCCAAAGGCUUUGAAGACUCAUUACAGUGUAUAAUACAGACAUUUAAAGAGCAGGGACCAUUUGAUGGAAUAUUAGCUUUUAGUCAGGGAGCUGCCUUUCUGUCACUUUUAUGUAGCAUACAGCAAAAAGAAACAGGUAAGGAAAAUCACUUUACUAUUGCAGAUUCUCCUAUCAAAUUUGACUUUGCCAUAUUUGUGUCUGGUUUUAAGAGUCGACAAAAAGAGCAUGCCCAGUUUUAUGACGUCACUAUAGAAAUUCCCACCUUGCAUGUAUUUGGUGAAACAGAUAAAGUGAUUGCAAAAGAGAUGAGUGAAGAUUUACUACUGUGCUAUAAAGAACCAAUGGUACUACAGCAUACAGGUGGACAUUUUAUACCAGCUGCAUCAGCUCAGAAAAAAAAAUAUCUGGAGUUUUUAGACUUGAUGAUUGCAAGGAAAAAAUAAAAAUUGAAAUGUUGA